Messenger RNA from Cylas formicarius (sweet potato weevil), 7415 nucleotides. RefSeq names its product PR domain zinc finger protein 1 (gene Blimp-1). The transcript is spliced from 10 exons. Bases 269 to 2869 code for a protein of 866 amino acids. Gene Ontology annotation, biological process: cell fate commitment; regulation of transcription by RNA polymerase II. NCBI's taxonomy places the organism in Eukaryota, Metazoa, Arthropoda, Insecta, Coleoptera, Brentidae. The record is from RefSeq and is a predicted model, not a curated record. Gene Ontology annotation, molecular function: RNA polymerase II cis-regulatory region sequence-specific DNA binding; histone deacetylase binding; DNA-binding transcription repressor activity, RNA polymerase II-specific. Gene Ontology annotation, cellular component: cytoplasm; nucleus.
GCCUUCGAGAUCCAUCCGCGUUCAAUACCAUCAAAAGUGAAAACACAAAAUGGCGACCGCGGAGUUUCCGUUGUGGUGGUUACGCGGCGACAUUGCCAACCCUUUGAGAGGUGAAAAUUCGGGUUGAUUUCCAAAUUCGCAGCUAUCAGGAAGGGGAAAAAAAUCGCCUCCCUAGCCUUUGAACUUUGACCUUUGCAGCACCGAAACCCUGAAAACCGGCCCGAAAUUUUCGAAAAUCCGACCAAGGGGUUGAGAAAAACGGAGCUUCAUGUUCGUCAUUGUGUUUCCCGAAGGACUUAAAUGCCUUGAACAGAAGCUGAAGUCCUCAAAACAAUCCAAAAUGCGAGAGGACUUGAUAGAGGAGUCGAACGUGACUUCCAAUGAGUUCGACGUUGGCAGCAUAGCGGAGGAAGAGUUUGAACUUCAUACGACUUAUAUUGUUCCUGACUUACCGACCGAACCUGAUACCCCAAACAGGGCGGAAGCGACUCUACCCCGUAACCUGGUGCUCAAACCAUCUCAAGCCCUUUCGGACGCCCAGGGAGUUUGGAGCACGGGUUAUAUCCCACGAGGAACGCGCUUUGGGCCUCUCGUGGGAGAAAUCUACGCCAAAGAUGCCGUUCCGAGCUCCGCCAAUCGCAAGUAUUUUUGGAGGGUUCAGCUUAGAGAAGGCUUCUAUGUUAACAACUCGCCGGAUACGAAGAUAUAUAAAGAUAACGAACUCUACUACUAUAUUGACGGGUUUGACACUUCCAAAGCAAACUGGAUGCGAUACGUUAACCCCGCCUACUCCAGCGAGUCGCAGAAUCUUAUAGCUUGUCAGUACAAGAUGAAUAUCUACUUUUACACAAUCAAACCAAUACUCCCUAACCAAGAGCUGCUCGUGUGGUACUGCAAGGAGUUUGCAGAACGACUGAAUUAUCCCAUAACCGGCGAGCAGAUGCUUCAAAGGAUAAGACAACAAGUACAACAGUCGUCAGAAGCGAUCAGCGUGACGACCACAGAGUCGCCACCAAAAGACAACUACGACCAUCAGCUAACACCGACCGAGGGCAGCGUACGUUCCGAUGAAGGGUACCACAGCAACGGGUACCACGAUGACGUGUUUACGCCGCCCGAGGACUCGAGCGAUUCCGAUAGCGAAAAUAACUACGUGCUAGAUUUCAGCAAGAAGCCAAAUUCCAAAGAAACGACCGUCAUCCAGACGGUAGCUGUCGCGCCGGAAGUGCAGAAGAAUGAAUACCGGAAAGUGAAAAUUAAAAUCUCUAAGGCGUACCACUACAAAACGAUGAAAGGCGACAGCGACCACGAGGCGACCGGCAAGGAAUCUCCGCCGCUUGAUACUUCAGUACCUGAACCAACCACCGCACUAAACCCUAGAGUUAUAACCUCUCCCGCCACGGUUAUCGUGAUGGACUCCCCGCCACACGAAGUUCCUACCAAGCCGUUCUACGAAUCCGAGGUCAAAACGACCAACGUCAUAUCGAGGUACGCGCCCCCGACGUCGAGCAUCUUGGAAAAUAUAUUGCUCCGGAACCGGACAGACAGCAACAAUAACGACAGCAAUCAGCGGCAGCCUAACGCGACACCUCCUCCCAGUUCACCUACGGAGAUGGCUUACUCUUACAAGAAGAGCCACAGAUACGGAACGAUACCCUGCAGUCCAGACUCGAGUUCGAACAUCCAGACGGGCAUUCGUUCGCCGGGGACGAUGUCGUGUAAAGUUCAAUCCUCCAGUCCGGUACAAACGACAAGUGUUUACGUGAACGAGGCUUAUCAGUCGAACGUUCAAUCGGGAGGCUACUACAGCAUCUACCCUUCACCGACCGGUGUGGCUCACGGGAGUGUAUCACCAACGUCUCACGUAUACUCACCACCGCUGACCGCCGGUUACGGCGCUCACAACAACAACAACGGCUCCCCGAAUCUGAUGCUUUCCACCAGCCACAUACUCAAUAGUAACAUCUCGCAUCACCUGUUGACGCCACUGUCGCCACUCCAAAACCCAAAUUCGAGAUCGCCGAACUGCAAUAGUCCCGACAAGUACGACAUUAACGUCAUCUCGAGCAAUCCCGCGAGUCCGACGGGACAAUCGAGGGGAUACAGGAGUCUGCCGUAUCCGCUCAAAAAGAAGGACGGCAAGAUGCAUUACGAAUGUAAUGUCUGCUGCAAAACGUUCGGGCAGCUGUCGAACUUGAAGGUCCAUUUGAGGACUCACAGCGGCGAGAGGCCUUUCAAAUGCAACGUCUGCACCAAGUCGUUCACUCAACUCGCUCACCUCCAGAAACACCACUUGGUGCAUACGGGUGAAAGGCCGCACGAGUGCGGGAUAUGCAAGAAGCGGUUCUCGUCUACGUCGAAUCUCAAGACUCAUCUUAGGUUGCACAGCGGUCAGAAGCCGUACGCCUGCGACUUUUGUCCUGCCAAGUUUACGCAGUUCGUGCACUUAAAGCUGCACAAAAGGCUGCACACGAACGAGCGACCGUACAUUUGUCAGGAGUGCGGCAAGAAUUACAUAAGCGCGUCUGGAUUAAGGACCCAUUGGAAGACGACGAAUUGCAAACCGAACAACAUCGAGGAGGAGCUGAACGGAGACGCUUCGCCGACUGGGUAUUACGAGUACCCUGGCUCUGAUGUGAGUUUGGGCGCCAUGGAUAUAAGGGACGUUCACGAGGAGCCGAAAGAUGGGUUCGAUAUUCACACCGCGCACGCGCUGAGUCAUUCCGCUCUGCAGCCCAGCAUGGUGAGGCAGAUGUCCCCGGGUCUCAUACAGUCCACGGUCCAACGAACUCCCCAAGCACUACACGGGAAGGAAACGAGGCCCACCGUGAUCGAGUCCUCACAGCCUCACAUUAUAGAAUGUACCUAAGAUGUUUCCUGCUCAUUAGCGUAUGGAUUGAAUAGGGUUUUUUUAUGUUUUAAUUUAUGUAUUCGCUAAUCGGAACGCGCGUAUGUUUUCGCAGAUUCUGAGAAAAUCUUUUAUCGUCCUCUUUCUUCGAGUCAAAGCCUGAUGAUUACUUCUUUCGGCGGCAGAAACGUUUCGCUUUUCAUACUCGUGAUUUUACUAUGGAAAACCUACUUUCCAUUCAACCUGAAUGUUUAGCAUGGGGUUUAUUACUUCAAUAUUAAUUCAUUUUUAACCUACGGAGAGGCAAAAUUUUAACUUGUGACAGGUUAGGGAAACUGUCGCUUUAUGUUUCAAAAAUUCUUGCCCGAGCAUGGCAUAUUUCAGUGUUUCACGGAGAUAGCCUAAGCCUCCUCUCCACAUUGUAUUCUAAAUCGUUUUAAAAUUUGAGGCGGCAAAUUACUCUAGCAAAUUCGUUUGCUCAGAAACGUGUAAGUAUAUUCAAUUAAAAAAAAAAAACAGUAAGGAAAAAGGAAAGUGACAAAGAGCGUUAAAAAAAUGGGUAAGAAGAUGUAUUCAGCGGAGAUCUGCUUCGGAUGUAUAUAUGAAAAGCUGCUCUCUGAAUUGAGAAUGGAAACAAAAGAAAAUUUAUUGUCAUUAAACAACAGAAAAUUUCGCUAUUGCUAAAUCUAGAUAAGUAGACAUAUUUAUUUCACUUGUAAAUGUGCAAAAUACUGAAACAGAGAUUUCCAGACUUUUUUUUCGUCUUAGACCACUUUGAGAAUUGGAACACCUGCAGCUUCAUUUAUAAAUAUGGAAUGGCAUGUUUUUACAAGUAACAGUUUUUCGUGGACCCCCGAAUUGUGGUAUCGACCUAGACUACUAUGGCAAUAAGGUGUUAAAAUAAUAUCAGUUGAAAAAUAUACAAAUACAUGCAGUAUAAAAGGGCAAAUUACUAAUAUACGAAAAAGAAAUACGCAAAAGAAGCAUACAAGCAAGUGUACAUAAGUUAUUAAGCAAGUAUUUAUCUCUUAAAGCACAGGUCGAAAAAAAAUCUGUUUUGUUGACAGGUUUUCAACCUAGAAAAUAUAAGCUCUAACAAGUUUUUAUUUCUUAUGUUAUAGUUGCGUUUCUCAGAGAUUCUUUGCCAUUGUGUUAUAUUUUUUCUUGCGUAAACUAAAAGGGAUGUACAUAAAAUGUAAUAGGUAAUUUUAAGGCGCUUGAACGGCGCCAUGAUGUUCUUUUACUGAACUUCGUAUAUAUAUAACUACUUUUUUUGCGGUAUCAGUGUUUGAUCCACUUGGAAUGCAUUUUGUGGGUGAAUAAUUGAUUAUGCUAUUAUAAAUUGAAAGAGUCUGAAAUAACCAAGGUUCACAACAUCUAAGGAAGCGGUUUUGCCUAUAUUCUACAAAAGAAAUGAAUGAAAGUCUGUGCCCAAAUGCCCCAAACAUUUUGUUGUCCCUAUAUUUUCAACAGAUUGCCCUUUGACUUCCAGCAACUAGCUAGAAUGUCUCUUGAGGUUUCUUGAAAGGAAUUCUAUAACAGUCUUUGUAGCGUUUCAACUUAUACUCCAAUUGGGUACAUAUCUGGGCUUUUCUCCAAAGGCUUUCUUUAUUUUUUUGGCUGAUACCGCGCUUGUGGAGCCAAAAUAAAUCUCUCUAAAAUUAAAUCUUAAACCAAUUGGAGAAAGGUCUGGUCACCUGAUGGCGGAGUGCCAUGACAAUAUGUAAAAUUAAUCUAUUAUAAAUUUUAAAAAUCGCAUUGCAUAUCGAGUUUAAAGUUUAAGCUUACCAGUAGCAGCUAAUAUUAAUUUUAAAGCAUCAAAGAAUUCCAAUGUUUUUUUGUACAAUUCAGUUGUAUUCGUAAGUUCUUUUGUGCUAAAAUGCGCUCUACUUUUGACUUUAGUUUAAAACUCUUUGGAAAGUACAUUCAGUAUAUCUGAGCAUAGUUAGUAAAUUUUAAUUUAUAAAAAAACUUUUACAUUUUAAUUUCACAAGUGCUUACCUUAGUCGUGCGCAUCAUAAGCUCUAGUGAGACCAAAUAAAUUGUACACACUACUUGAAAGUUCCAGUUUUUUCGGAAUGUGCAAGAGAGAAAAUGAACGAGAGUUCCAAUACUACAACAACUUCAGUUACUUCUUAACAUUAAGUUGUGGAUAUCUUUUCCCUAAAAAUAGAAGAAAAUAGUGUAAACCUUCAUGAUGGUGGGUAUUAGCUUUAAACAGAAGUGUGUUUGUGAGGGUAAGGAGUAUAGCAAGUAAGCGACUCGCCGCCUGCAAGUAGCCGCACACAUUACUCGCUACUUAUCAUGUACUUAAAUCCCAUAUAGUGAUCAAGUGGUCAAGUACUUGGCUUAAAAGUAAAAAUGGAUACGAGACUUUAAAAGCGCCUUCAUUUUCGUUUCCAUGGAGCUGGCAAAAUUCAGUAUGGUAAUAGUGAUGGAAGAAAAAAAUACAUAGUAGCUCGUGCGUUUUUCCGUUCAAUGGUAAAUGUUUUUUAGAAGUUGCAAUAAUUUAUGUCUGACCGAAGAAAAUGACUGAAAUGGAAAUUGGGCGAUUUUUGAUCUUCAUUUACAGCUUAUAGUGACUUUGCAAGAACAUACCCGAAACGUAGGGAUCCGAUUGCGAAAUUGUACUGAAACAUUGUUUAUGUUCGAGAUACUCAAUAUUUGUUGACUCUAUGUAUUUAUUUUAAAUAGUAUUUAUUGACAAACUUGUUAGGCGAUAGGAUUUCAAUGGAGACACCCGAAUUUUUCAAUUUUAGACUGAUUACGGAAAAGCAAUAUGGUGUAACUUUAAUGUAACUUGCACUAAAUUUUCUAACGGUUGUUUUUUCUCGCCUGAUUUGCGAAUUUACGUGUCCUAGAAAAGGUAGUCCAAGUUCGUUCGUUUUACGUUUGUACAGGUAUACCUAGUUUUUGUAUUGAGUGUGUUUAAACGUGCAUGUGUGUGUAAAAAAAUAUUACGGGGCACAGUUGAUCCUCGAAACUUGGUAUAAAACGCUAGAGUGAUACUCACAUUCAGUAUGAUAAAUGUACCAAAUAAUAUUUAUUUCCCGCCAAGGAGUUAGAUGUUCAACUGUACAGGGCGAUUCGCGACGAUAUUUAUUUAACUAUUUUUUUUUAUUUUUCCUUGGUUUUCCGUUAAUGUCACUUAAUUUUUUUUUAUUAUAAUUUCAACACUUUGGGCAGUCUUGUAGUAUAUGUUUAAUUGCAAAAAAAUAUCGUGUUGCUUUGAAUGUAAUUUUACUAUUUUCGGUUUGGCUUUGAUAUAUUAGUAGAUGCCUGAGGAGAGUUCAGACGAACAUAACCUAAACAAAGGUAGUUCAGCCAAACACACGUAUGUGGCGUAAUACGGCAUGGAUGACGCUGCAUUUAAAAUACGUAAGUGGCGCUGUAAUACAACACGAGGGAUGUAGGUAGCAAAUACUACGUCGCAUGUGCCGUAUUACUACGUACAUGUUUUCAUCUGAAGUCCUUUUCUUUAUUUUAUGUUCAUCUGAUCUUCCUUUAUGCAUCUACUGAUAUUUAUUUUUCGAUUUACUUAUACUUAUUUUAACCAGUAGAACCAGAUUGAAGCCUGUUUUUCACAAAUGACGGCUACUUUUAUCACGUAAUUCAAAGCAGCCCUCAUCAAAUUUACUUAAAACAUAAAAAAAAAUCUUAAAAAUUGGGAAGUUCAUCUGGUAUUCCCUUUUUGCUUUCACCAAAUAUAUAAAUUGGUAAGUUCGUCGCGAAUAACCCUGUAGUUACAUAUAUAGGCGCUACAAAAGUUUCGGUCAAAACGCUUUUCUGUCGAAAUAAUGAUAUGCCUUUUAUAUUAUAGUAACUAUAUAGAUGCUUCGCUCAUCUAUAGAAUUUCUUCAGCUCGUUCAUCACAAAGCAAAGAAAACUUUUUGUUCUUUCACGAGAUAAAAGUCAGUAUUAAGUUGGUUCAAAUGAAAUACGACAUGGUUAGCGACCAUUUUAUUUUGUAAAAUCGUAUUUUUGUAUAUUUCGCGUUCAUGUAAAUAUUUCCUUUUAGGUACCUUCUGGAAAAUUGAUGUAAAUUUCUGUAAAUUGUAUAUGUUUCGUUGACAGCAGGACGCCUUGAAGUUGUACAUAACAUUAUUUAUUGAACAUUUCUCUCGGCUUAUCGGGGUUUUGUUAAUUUUUUUACGGUUACGUUUUCUUCCGAUCGGUAAUAGUUGUACAUCGUUUUUACAUUGACGAAAUAUAAUUUCUCUCACUUGUUCAACACGACAUGCAAUAGUAUAAUCUAGUUAUUACAUAAGCGGUAUGUACUGUGUACAAGAGCAGAUUUUGUUUUUGUUAUUUAAGUUUGCGGCUAUAAGUUAUCGGUUAUUUCUGGAUUCCACUGAAUUGAGCGAAAUUUAUUUUUGUUUUAAUCAGAUAAGAAAUAGUUACAUGCACUUAAAUCAUAAUCGUUAUUGAUACAGAUGUACUGAUCCGGUGUUAUUAAGUAGAGCAAAAGGUUUGGUGGUUUCUGUUUUCCCUUCCGUUUCCAACAUAACGACAUGGUUUUCAAAAUAUUUUGGUAUUCAUGCAUGUAAAAAUGUUCAUAUGACUAUUA